CUAUCUGUCACAUCGUUCCUUCGUUUAUCUCUACGGCCCGUUUGUAUGUUCCUUUACCACAAGGCAGUUUUUACGGGCCGCAAAUCUGUUUUUGUUGGAUCUUUUCCCCUUUUCCCUACUACACUUGCUGAUUAACGCCUUCAAUUACGCUGAAGAUAGCCAACACAUCUGCUGUUUCCUGUUCCAGCAACGACACACAACACUACACUUCAAUCAGUUCUGCGGUCUCUGCACGGAAUUUCGCCCUUCUCAAUCAAACUGCGUGAGUAAUCGAAGUUGAAAACCAGGACAACGUAAGUGUUUUCUUCAGCAGCAAUUUGGAAAGCAGCGACGGCACGCAAAAACAUUCCAAUCUACGCCCCAAAAAUACUACCUUCCAAUGAGGUGAACGUCCAAUUAAAAAGAAAAAAACACAAGCCGCAAAGCAAUUAACGCCUCCUAGAGGCAACAACAAUGAGUGCAUAGCUACACAUUUGUAUCCUACCCUCCAGCUUGCUAACCAUUUCCUACACUAUCCUUGCAUAAUGGAUAACCCGUUCGAUAUGCACGAUAAAGAGUCAGCUUCCGGUGCCUUCCUUCUACCGACGGACGGUGAAAUUCUCGAAGGGUUUCUCUGUCCCAUCUGCAAACGGGAUCUUCGCACACCGGAACGGUUGACGGUGCACGUAGAGCACGAACAUUCGGAGGAGCAGGAUCUGCUGAAAUCGUUGAAGGAAAUUUUUAGUAUCGCCCGGCAGGGUAUACUAUCCAAAGGGAAGAAGAAACCAUCGCAGCCGGGCGGAACCGAUGGCAGCGAACCGUCCGCACCCAGACUCGGUUCGGAGUCGGGUGUGGCGAUCGGUAGUGCCGGUACGGCUAACAAUCCGCUACUGCAGCCCGGCUGUAACCAGACGAUUGGUUGCAGCUGUGAGCAUAUGGCGUACUUCAAGGCGGUCCGUAGUCCCCGGUUGGAACGGUACGCGGCCGAAACGAACAAACUGAUCAUCCGGUUGGACAAGCUGCUGGACGGUCUGCCGACCGAGCCGGACCAGAAGAAGCGCCAUGAGCAGAGCAAGGUGCCGUGGAUCGACGGUAAACUGGUGAAGCUGUGCCCGACCUGUGCGAAGAGUUUCGGUAUCACGCGCCGACAGCAUCACUGUCGGGUGUGUGGUUCGGUGAUGUGCGAAAGCUGUUCACGCUAUCUGACGCUGGAAGAAGCGGGCCGGCUAGUGAACCCGACCGCCAUUAGCCCGGCAUCCGCUGUACCGCUACAGGCCCAAUCGGAUGCGCAACCAGUGAACGAAACGAGUCACUUUCGGGUGUGCGAACACUGCAUGCGGCUGCUGCUGAUCCGGAUGGAAAUGCAGGACUGGAAGCGCGAGCGUCCACUGGUGCGGCAGUAUUAUGAAACGCUGCGCCGGGAGCGUACCGACAUUGAACCGCACAUCGGCAUGUAUCGGCGCAUUUUAGACAGUUUGUACGACGGUGACGUCAUUUAUCGACUGUCGGACGCAUCGACGCUGCGGGAAAAGAUUGGUCGGUCGGCGGAAAAGCUGGACAACGUGAGUAAAAGCUUGCAAACGCUUCGUUCGGCGGUCGGUAGCCGGGAGGAUGCGCUCAAGAAAGCUAUCCGGCUCGGGUGCAUCUCGUACAUCAAGGAGCAGAUGCUGUCCAUCCCACCGCUUCCGGUCGAGGAGGAGAUAAAGAAGGUACAGCUGCGAAAGCGGCAAGAAACGGAACGUCGGCUAGAGCGGGAACGGCAGCUUGCGCUGGAAGCGUUCGAGCGGCUAGAGCUACAGUCGGGCGGUGGCAGCGUGGACAGCAGCUUGCAUGACCGGCAGAAUGGAAGUUCCUCCAGUUCCAGCACCGCCUCAACGGCGGAAAUGACGAACGGGCGGUACGGUGCGGCCGUCUCGACGAUGGACAACUGGACCGGUACACAAACCGGUCCAACGUCAAACGCUACGUCCGAUCCGCUCAUCGAUCAGAUUAACAUCGUCAAGGGUUACAUCCGGCAGGCACGGGCAGCACUCCGGUUCGAAGAGGUUGCUACACUGGAGCGUAAUUUAAGCGAACUCACGCAAGAGUUCUACUACCGACAGCGGUCGGAACCAGUCGAUACCAAACCGAUACCGGAAGCGCAGUAAGGAAGUAGGAGCGCGGGUAACAUUUGCUCGUGUGCUUGUUUAUUUAUUCCAUUAAUAAAACGAAUAUAUUACUAUUUGAUCAAAUUAA
Messenger RNA from Anopheles stephensi (Asian malaria mosquito), 2214 nucleotides. It is a transcript of the gene Rbsn-5, whose product is annotated as rabenosyn-5. The record is from RefSeq and is a predicted model, not a curated record. Gene Ontology annotation, molecular function: metal ion binding. The transcript has 3 exons. Lineage: Eukaryota; Metazoa; Arthropoda; Insecta; Diptera; Culicidae. The coding region runs from base 525 to 2126 and encodes 533 amino acids.